AGGGAAAUCCUAUACUAUGAUGGGUACAUUCCAGGAUACGGGGCAUGGUAUCAUUCCACGACUUUGUAACGCCAUGUUUUCUAAGAUUGACAGUCACUGUGAUGAUGAAAGUUUAGCUGUCAAGGUCGAAGUGUCAUAUAUGGAAAUUUAUAAUGAGAAAGUUCAUGAUCUGUUAGAUCCAAAAGGAAGUAAGCAGAAUUUAAAAGUACGAGAACACAAUAUAUUGGGACCAUAUGUAGAUGGCUUGUCACAACUAGCUGUAGCAUCUUUUGAAGACAUUGACAACCUUAUGAGUGAAGGAAACAAAUCCAGAACCGUCGCUGCCACCAACAUGAACAAUGAAAGUAGUCGGUCACAUGCUGUAUUCAACAUCAUACUAACACAAACAUUAACAGAUAUAUCUUCUGGGGUUAGUGGGGAGAAAGCCAGUAAGAUUAGUUUGGUUGAUUUAGCUGGUAGUGAACGUGCUCAGAAAACUGGUGCUGUGGGGGACCGUCUCAAAGAGGGAAGCAACAUUAACAAAUCUUUAACAACUCUAGGGUUAGUAAUAUCAGCUCUAGCUGACCAGUCAGCGGGGAAGAAGAAAGAUAAGUUUGUACCCUACAGAGAUUCUGUCUUAACAUGGCUUCUCAAAGAUAAUUUAGGUGGUAACAGUAAGACCGUGAUGGUAGCCACACUAAGUCCUUCUGCUGAUAAUUACGAGGAAACUUUAUCGACACUUCGUUAUGCUGACAGAGCUAAACGUAUCGUUAACCAUGCUGUCAUCAAUGAAGAUCCAAACGCUAAAAUUAUACACGAUUUGAGAUCAGAAUUAGAAAACCUGAAAUGUCAGUUAAAUGAGGCACAGAGUAUGAAGGCACCUAACUUAAAAGAAAGGCUGGAAGAAUCAGAAAAGAUAAUGAAAGAAAUGACUAAAACGUGGGAAGAAAAAUUAAAAGAAACAGAAAAAAUACACAAGGAGAGACAUGAUGCUUUAGAACAGAUGGGUGUAUCCGUAGAGAAAUCUGGUAUCAAGGUGGAAACUGGAAAGUAUUUCCUGGUCAAUCUGAAUGCUGACCCCUCGCUGAAUGAAUUGCUGGUGUACUAUCUUAAGGACCAUACCUUGGUUGGCAGAGUGGAUGCUCCAAAACAACAGGAUAUACAACUCAGUGGUCUAGGUAUUAUGCCUGAACAUUGUAUGGUAGAUGUAGAAAACAAUGAUGUGUAUGUCUCACCACUAGAGGGCGCUAGAACGUGUGUUAAUGGAUCACUGAUCGGGGAGAAGACUAGAGUCAGACAUGGAGACAGGAUUUUAUGGGGGAUCAAUCAUUUUUUCCGAAUUAAUUGUCCAAAAUUAAACAGUCCGCAGAGUGCAACUGAACCAGAACAACAGAUAGAUUACAGUUUUGCUCAGCAAGAAUUAAUGGAUAAACAGUUUAGUAAUGAUCCUAUUCAAGAAGCUAUAGAAGGCAUUGUAAAACAACACCAAGAGGACAAAGAAGAAGCAUUAGAACAACAAAGAAAGCAGUACGAAAGACAAAUGCAGUUGUUAAGGAACCAGAUUAUGUCUCCUGGUACCCCAUCCAUGCCUAUACUGCCAUUCAGUAUGAACUUUACAUCACCUACUGGUUCUACUAAUAGUGGGAUACAGAAACGGUACCAGAUAUGGGCAGAAGAAAGAGAGAAAACCUUUAAACAAAGUUUAGUGAAGUUACGAGAGGAAGUGGCGAAGGCCAAUGCCUCCGUACAGGAAGCUAAUGUGUUAGCUCAGGAGAUGGGAAAAAGAACAGAGUUCCAUGUCACUCUCCAGAUACCUGCAUGUAACCUUAGCCCUAAUAGACGGAAAGGAACAUUUGUGAGUGAACCUGCCAUCUUAGUAAAGAGGAAGAACCGAGCCAAUCAGAUCUGGUCAAUGGAGAAGUUUGAGAACAAGUUGAUAGACAUGAGGGACAUGUAUGAAGAGAGGAAGUCCCAGGGGCUACCAAUGAUGGUACUGGACGAGGUUGAUGACGAGUCGGGGGAUGAUGGCCCAGCGGUAAAAGGAGAUCCAUUUUAUGAGUCCCAGGAAAAUCAUAACUUAAUUGGUGUAGCUAAUGUCUUCCUUGAAUGUUUGUUCCACGAUGUGAAACUGGACUACCAUGUACCAAUUAUUAGUCAACAAGGGGAGGUAUCUGGUAAACUGCACAUAGAAAUCUCCAAGUUAGGAGGAUCCUUCAUGGAUCGCUAUGGUGAUAUAAAUGAAGAUGAGGAUGAUGAAAGUCCUGUAGAGAGACGUUCUGCUCCAAUGAUUGUCAGGAUACGUAUACAUCAGGCCAAAGGUUUACCACCAGCUCUGUGCCAUUUUGUGUUCUGUCAGUACACAUUCUGGGGACAUGAUGAGUCUGUAGUUGUCCCCCCUGAACUACAACCUGAAGCUGGUGAGGCAGACGACACUAAAAUGUUUAUUUUUAAACAUUCUAAGGAUUUUAAAGUACAAACGACAGAAGAAUUUAUAGAAUAUUGUCAAGAUGGUGCUUUAUCUAUAGAAGUCUGGGGUCAUAGAAGUCAAGGAUUUAAUAUAAAUGAUAAAACUGUUGACAAUGUUAAUAUCAGAUCAAGGUCAUUGUCAGAAAGAUGGCAGGAAGUUAUGAGAAAGAUUGAAAUGUUCGUUGACGUACAAGAACUUAACCACCAGGGGGAGUAUGUUCCUGUUGUAGUACAGCCACGACCUGAUGUUCCAUCGGCUGGAGUCUUUCAGUUACAACAGGGUCAUACAAGAAGAAUAGGAGUUAAAGUGAAACCUAGUAAAAAUUCAGGAACAUUACCUUUAAUAUGUGAAUCUAUAUCAUCUGUGUCUGUGGGAUGUAUAUGUUCUCGGAGUAAAAUGACACAGAAAGGACUGGAUAGCUAUCAGGAGGAAGAUUUAAACUUAUUACGAGAUCGAUGGUCAGAAGCAUUGGAGAGACGGAAGGAAUAUCUAAAUGAACAAAUUCAGAAACUUAUAAACAAGCAAGAUAAGUCAGAGUCUGAUGCUGAUCGUGAAAGAGCUCUGAUGGACCAGUGGGUGUGUCUCACAGAGGAGAGGAAUGCUGUUAUGGUCCCCUCCCCAGGAAGUGGUAUACCUGGGGCACCUGCUGAUUGGGACCCCCCAGAUGAUAUAGAACGACAUACACCAGUUGUCUUCCUUGAUCUGAAUGCUGAUGAUCUGAGUACGCCCAGUGCUAGAGAAGGAUUACAGGCUGCAGGCUUCAACUCCAUUCUUCCUAAAGAACAAUCAUCUCAAUUCUUCAAUCUUCCAAUCAUUAAAAACAUUACAGAUAAGGACAGUAUAUCUGCUGUUGUUUCAUGGGACUCAUCGAUUCAUGAUUCACCAAGUUUAAAUCGUGUUACAUCAUCCAAUGAACGUGUUUAUAUGAUAUUAAAAGCUGUUAUAAGACUUAGUCAUCCAGCGUACUUAGAAAUAGUGUUAAGGAAAAGAAUUUGUCUCAAUAUUUAUACAAACUUUAGUAUAACAAGUCUGACUGAUAGAUUAAAGAAGAAAAUUACUGGACAGGAGAAAUUAUUUUCUAGUGGAAUUUCAUAUGAAGUUGUUUCUAAUAUACCUAAGGCUUCUGAAGACCUAGAGAACAUGGAGACUUUAGCACAGAUGGCUGCAUCACAGAAUGAAGUGACGGCUGAUGGAGAAACUUACAUAGAAAAAUAUAUCAAAGGUGUCUCCGCUGUAGAGAGUAUAUUAACAUUAGACAGACUUAGACAGGAAGUGAAAGUAAAGGAAUUGACAGCAGCACAAGGGAGAGCACUCCGUAAAACAACAAGUACACCAAAUAUUGCUAACGCUGGCUUGACACCUACCAAAUUUGAUGGACAGCUAAGAGCAGACAGUAUCCAAGAUUUAUCAUGUGACAGUUUAUCUCCUGGGAGACGGUUGUCACAGCCUGGUAGGUUUUUUCGUAAAAGGUCAAGGUCGGAAGUUGGAAAAAGCCUGAAAAUCUUUGCAAAGGAACUGAAAAAACAAUGUAAAAAUUUAGCCCGCCCAAACUUUCUGAGUUUACGGGGCACUGGUAUAACUGCUAAGCCUGCUUCACCUAAAUCUUUACUUAGUCCCAUGGGGUCAAAGGUCAAACCAAUGUCAACUUUAGUAGAAGAACAACAACAAAGAGAAUCUAAACCAUUGCUGAAGAGAGAAGAUUCUGAUGAGGAAUUUGAUGAAGCUGACAUUGCUGACAUCCAAAGGAGAAAGUUCCAAUCUGUCAUAGAACCUGAGCCUAAUAGUGUAAGCUCUGAUGAUUUUCAAGACUUUGAAUCAUAUCAAAGUCAACAGCCCCAACCUGAAGAAAAUCCAAUGAAUUCAACAGCUGAGGAAAUCCCCCAUUCUUCUACAAAUGACAGUUUAGCUGAGAUACAAGGGAAGAAUUUCACUCCGAGUUUAGUUUCCAGUGGUUACGGGUCACAGGCAGUUUCCAUGUUGACUUUGUCAUCAGAAGAUUCGUUAAGUUUAAGAAGUAUGGAAGAUAACAAUGAAGGCCAUAAAGACUCUAGAGGGAGUCAGAAAGGCAGUAUUGAACAAAGUAGUGAAAGUGAUGAAGAUCAACAAGGUGUUUCUGAUGUUUGUCAUUCAGAGUCAGAUGAACGUUUAACUGAAUGUAAUAGUACUAAUGUAAUGGAAGCUUCUGAUUCAGAUUCAAAUAAAACUGUUUUAUCACAAGAGAAGUUAGAGACUGUAGAGAACGCGGAGAGUUAUAACAUGGACACUAGUUCUACGGAAACCUCAAAGGGUGCUGAAUCCAACACGGAAUCAAAUCUAAAGGGUGCUCGUGCAAUAGGAAGUAAAACUGUUGAAACAGUAGAUCCUUACAGUGAAACUGCCAUGGAAGAACUAGAAAAAUUAGGUUUUGAUGAAGAAGAGGAAGACAUUCAGGAAGAUAAAAAUAAUGGCUCAGAAAUUGAAUUGUUUAUUGCAGAAGAAAAUGAUGAAAAAUCUGCUAAAAAUAGAACUACUGAAAAAUUACUUUCUAACAAGAGCUUCACACCUCCUAGUACUUUGGAAAAGACGAAGGGUGUGAUUAAACGUCCACAGCGACCUUUAUCUUGUGUACUGCCGGUAGAUCAAAGUGUUAUAGAGGAGAGUAUGAAAAGAAAUAGUCUACAGUUACAUAUGUCUGAUGAAGAAGAUAUUGAACACGAUGAUUCCUUAAGCACCUGUUCCUUUGGUAGUCGGGCAGAUUUAGAUAGAUUAUCAGAAGUACCUGUGCCAGUGUGGAUUACCAUCGGUGAAAGUGUGAUUGUCACACCAUCCAAAGGGCCACAGAAAACUGGAGUUGUACAAUUUGUGGGACCAGUAGAGUUCGCUGCUGGACCUUGGGUCGGGGUAGAAUUAGAUUUACCAGAAGGUAAAAAUAACGGGUCUGUGAAUGGUAUUCCCUACUUUAAGUGCAGGUCGAGACAUGGGAUAUUUGUACGUCAUGAUAAACUUAUUCUCGACAAGAAACGAAGAGGAAGUCGUAAACGUGCGAGCACCGACUCCAAACGUGCUGGAAAUAUUGUUAACAGAUCUCCUGCUAACCAAACCAAAACAGGCAAUUCUGGAAACUUUAUAAAAGGAACAACAUCUAGUAGUGCUAAGAAGAAAUUAUGAGAAAAAUAGGCUUUUAUUUUCAGUCUUUUGACAAAUUAUGGUAGUUUGCACAGAUGAGAAUUGUACUAUUAUAAAUUUUUAACUUGAGGUAGGACAAUUAUUGUAUCAAUAAAACUUACAUUUAUAAAGUGCUGUAAACCAACUUAUUUUCACUGAUAUUGUUUUCGGGCUCAGCCCUGUGUUAUGUAUCUACUGUUGUUGUAUUUUAAAAAAAGAAAAGAUCAAAGUUUGACAUACUAUGGAACAAUUACAUUUAAAUUAUUUGUCAACUUGCUAAAGUCACCAACAUUAGUUGUAUACUGUUACAUAGGAGAUGUAUCUGCUUAAUUUACAUAAUCAAUAUUAAAAGGGACCAUGAAUAGAUAAUAUUUGAAGUAUUGGAGCAUCGAAGUGAUAUUUAUCAUUUUAUCCCUGUUUUUCAACCAAUCACUAUUUUUGGAUAAACUAACCAGAAACAAGUCUAACCCAAGAGAAAACAAAUUUUGUUACUUGAAUUGAUAUUUUCCCAGACAGUGAAUAUUUUCAAUCAACUCGAAUUGAAAUGAUAGAAAGAUCUGUGCAUUCCAGUAUUUGUCAUAUGACUGAAUUUUAUAUCUAUUUAUAGUAACUAGUAUCAGUUAAUAUCUAUUUUUAGAUACAACUUCUGUGAUUUAUUUUUAGCAGUCUGAUAGAAAUCGAUGCCAUAAAUGUUGUCUACAUCUCCUUCCAUAUAAAUUGUUAAUCAAGUAGACCUAUAGUGUAUAGGUGUAAUUAGGGCAUCUAUAGACAUUAGCUUGAUGGGUAAAACUAGGGCAUUUAUAGAACUUAGCUUGUGUUUAAAAGAAAACCAACUUGUAUGAGAUCUUAAGCUUGUACACAAAACUUGGUGUUCAUGAAAUUUAUCAAAAAACUAAAUGUACUUUUUAAUGUUCAAAUACAGAUCAAAAUUAAACUGGCUCAAACAGAAAAUAUGUUUGAAAAAAUUAGGAAAAUAGACGUAAACUUUUCUAAUUUUAGAACCCUUCUGAUCAAAACUAAAGUUCAGCUGAAAAAUAUUGAGGCUUGACUUAUUUUGUGUGGGGACUGAAGUUGAUAGUCAACUGUAGAUGUACCUGGAUCAAACAGUAUUUAAAGAUGUAGAAUUUGAAAGUGUAAUUAGAUUUUACUGGUAUCACAUACAAGUUGUAGAAUAGAAAUUCUAGAUGUAUUUUUGAAAACAUAGAUUUUAAAUCAGUAAUUUUCAACAAAAGUAAGUAUUAUAGAACUUGAUAAAAAUGUCAUCGCUCAAAUUGUCAAAAUGCCAAAAAUUAGAAUUUUAGGUAAUAUUAUAGGAGUGUUUUACUAAGACUGAUCAAAGUCCGUUAGGUAGAAGUUUUGUUUAACAAAUACUAACAAAUAAAAAUAACUUUUCCUAAGUAUUCAUUCCUCUAUACAACUUUAUUUUUAUAACCUGAAAAUUUAUCAUGAAAUUAUAUAUUAUGAAGGUUCGAAAUGAAAAAGAUAAUUCUGUUGAUUUCUACUUUUUCCAAGGAGUUGAUUAUUUCUUUUUUUUAAAUCAAUUUGUGAAGUGCUUGUUUUUCAGUGAUUUAUUGUUCAAAAGCAAUCAUGAUGUCAAAUGUUCAUGCCAUUCUCUGAUUUGGCCAUUAUUUCAUAAAAGAGGUAACCAAAAUGUUCCAAAAUAUCUAGUCUGAAAAAAAUAACAGUAUAUCAUAUGGCACCCAAUUACACUCAAGUUAUCUAGGCAAAAUUUGGCAAAGAUUAAAAGUUUUAAUGAUGAGGUUCUAAAUAUAGUAUUGUCUUCCAGUGAAAAAGAGAAAUAUAUUAACCGUGUUGAAAGCUUGAUGGAUGAGAAUUAUUAUAUAAAUUCUAUAAAUGAUUAAGUGAACUGAUAUAUUAACAUAUGAUUAAAACUUCUUGGUAAAUAUUUCAUUUUCGACACCAAGAAUUUUAUACAAUUAUUGAUGCUUGAUUUAGAGAAAGUUGUUUGUAACAUACCACCUAGUGUAAGAUAUGCCCCACAGAAUAAGAUAUGCCCCAAAAAUUAAGUGCUGCAAGGUUACAGAAAAAGGCAAUGAAAUGAUUUAAUAUGAAUUCAUAUAGCAUCAUUUAAAGGAAGAAUUCCUAAAAACCUAAAUUAUUACAAAUUAUUUUCCACCAGACCAUUUAAGAAAUAAUUCCCAAAUUCCUAAAUCAUAAAUCUUUUCCUUCAAGACAUUCAAAGUAAGAUUUCUCAAAGACUAAAUCAUUACAACAUUUAGCUAUUUACAUUCUAAAAUAUAAGAAUGAGAAAGUUAAACUUUUGUUUAUCCAGGCUUCUAAUAUGUACCAUAUUUAUGAAAUAAAAUCUUAAAGUAUAUCUUUGAUAAUUUUAACAAAUAUUUCACUUAUAAGCUAGAUAAUAAUAAUACUGGUGAUACCAUAUUAACCUCGGCAAACAGCCUCUGUCAAUACAGGUGUCAGUAUCUUGUUUUGUGCAAUAUUUAUACUGGAACUUUUCAUAAUGUUACUGAGAUUUUUCUCGAUUUUUCUCAGACAUAUUUAGACAUAUUUGUACAUUCCUGUAAUUUUUUGUUGUUAUUUUGUAAAUAAAUUGUAUCUUUUAUGUAAAUGUGAUACUUUAUUGUUGUGUAUAUCAGAAACAGAAAUAUUUAUUGUUUAAAUCGUAUAAAUUUUUGUCGGAUGAAAUCGGGCAAUUUACACUUAAUAACAGUUGUGUAGUGCAGUGAAGGUUCUCAAGAUCUCGCAGAACUACAUUCUAUAAAUAUAUAUUAAAAAUUUAUCAAUGAUCUCACAUUCUACAAGCAUCAAAAAGUAUAUUGGAUUGUAACUUAAAUUCAUUAGAAUAUUAUCACAUACCAAUUAAAGAGGACCGGAUUUAAAGCUUCAUUAAUAUGUACUUUCUGAAAGUUAUUCUAAAAUUGAUCAUAUUUUUUGGAACAAUUGAAAAAAUUCUGAGGAAAAUAAGCUUUAAUUGAUGUUGACAACUUUGAGAUUUUCACUGCACAUAUUUGUUGUGGUAAAAAGCAAGCUCUGUGUUAUAUAUUUGUUUUUUGCUUUGUAUAUUCACAUCUUUACAUUGUUAAAGCUGUUAUAUGUUGAUCAUGGUAUGGGAGAUAACUCUGAGGUCAACAAGGGAGAUAAAAAGUAAAAUUCAUCACUGUUUAAUGAUGUUUUCCCUAAUCGUUAAAAUUGCAAGCCAUAUACCAGAUGUAUCCACCUACGGGACUUUAUUCAGGUUAAACAUUUUGAGAAAAUGCAAAAAACAGAUAAAUAGCAAGUGAAAAAUUAUUAAAAAGCAUGAACUUCAUUUUAAAAAACCUCAUCAAAGAUACAGGACUAAUCAUUUGAUAAGACAGACUUGAAUAAUCUAACCACAAAACUGAUAUGGGACAGACGAACAGACAAUUAGAAAAGAAACACAGUGACAGACCAGAAACCAGAAACCCUUUUCUAUUGUAGACGGGCAUGAAAAUAGUUACCUCUAAAAUGAAAUGAACUUGAAUUAAAUGUCAUUUGGUCUUAGGGAGAGUUUUCUGAUUAGCAAUCAUAUCACUUCUUGUUUUUGUAAUGAAACAUAAAGAGAGAUGAGUUUUACUUUUUAUUUAACUUGUUGGUUGUCUUGUUUGUUAACAUUUUAAGUAUUCAUUAAAUUUGUGAUUCUUUUGCACUGCCGUAGCACAAUGUAUUUCAUUUAACACUAAUCAAAUAUGUAUUACUGUUAUUGUCUUUGUUAGUGGUUGCUAUGUGUUACUGUGUCAUGUGAUUUGUAAGUCAUGUGACUGGUUGCUAUGUGUUCCUGUGUCAUGUGACUGGUUGCUUUGUCAUAUGAUGUGUAGUUCAUGUGACCUUGUUUUUUUGUGAAAUACUACAAUACAAACCUUAUAUUUGCUGUUGAAACAGUUUAAACAUUGAUUUGUGAUUAGAAAAAAGGAAUUACUCAAGUCAAUUAGAAUGGUUUUUUAACCAGUCUUUGAUGUCAAUGAGAAACAAAGAAUUUGGAUUGGUGUGUAUACAAAGAAAUAAUCCCUCUUAAAAACAAAAAUUUGUAUGGUUGAAAUGAUUUUAUUUUUUCACUACUUGUAGAAUUAAAGAUGAAAAUAAAAAUAAUAACAAUUUUCCACAACUGAACCAAUAAUCUCCCUAUAUCUAUUUAUUUUUCAAAAAGUUUUAGACAAAAAUUAAAACUGGUAUGAUGUGGCCUAAGAUCAAUAGGUCUAUUUCAAGAUAAGAAAAAAUGAAACUAACCAAUGUUAAAACUAAAUCCUUUAAAUUAAAUUUUGACCAAUAAUCAUGCAUUUACAAGUCUCCAAUUUAAUUUACUGAUUUUCUUGGCAGAAUAUUGAACCGUAUGUUGUUGUAUUGAUGUAUGUCAUCUAUGUCACCACAUUAUGCCAGACCAUACUAUGUCACAUGAUUAUGUCACUAUGUUAAGUGAUAUGUUAAGUGACAUACAUGUUAUCAUCACUUAUUGUCUGUUCACUAGAGGACACUCUUAAAUUUGCUUUAAAAGCCAUAAUAAAAAAUACUUAUGGAAUCAGA
Mytilus trossulus (common blue mussel) is the source of this 10111-nucleotide messenger RNA. RefSeq names its product kinesin-like protein KIF13B. Gene Ontology annotation, cellular component: nucleus; cell cortex; microtubule plus-end. The transcript is spliced from 35 exons. Lineage: Eukaryota; Metazoa; Mollusca; Bivalvia; Mytilida; Mytilidae. Gene Ontology annotation, biological process: microtubule-based movement; cytoplasmic microtubule organization. The record is from RefSeq and is a predicted model, not a curated record. Bases 17 to 5593 code for a protein of 1858 amino acids. Gene Ontology annotation, molecular function: ATP binding; microtubule motor activity; microtubule plus-end binding.